Sorghum bicolor (sorghum) is the source of this 2712-nucleotide messenger RNA. RefSeq names its product putative UDP-glucuronate:xylan alpha-glucuronosyltransferase 3. NCBI's taxonomy places the organism in Eukaryota, Viridiplantae, Streptophyta, Magnoliopsida, Poales, Poaceae. The coding region runs from base 427 to 2322 and encodes 631 amino acids. Gene Ontology annotation, biological process: xylan biosynthetic process. Gene Ontology annotation, molecular function: glycosyltransferase activity. The transcript is spliced from 5 exons. The record is from RefSeq and is a predicted model, not a curated record.
AUAAUUGGCAGAAGGCCGAGAAAACCCAUCACCGUUGCCGCGCCUCGCGGGGCUUCCGUCUCCCCCGCGUCGGCGCGGCGUACCUGUGGUGUGGUGUGGUGUUUCACGACGAGUCGAUGAUUCAUCUCACUCUUGCUUGUAUCUACACACAUAGUGUAUAUAUAUAAAGCUUCCUCCCCCCUCCUGAGCUCGGCCUCGCACGCCGAGUUCUUCGUCUAGUAGAUAGAGAAACUGAGUGCUAGGGAAAAGCAGCAACCACGCCUUCCUCCUCCCGCCCUCCCUCUCGUGGAUUCUUCACAAGGCUUCCCUUGGGUUCCGGGGUGCGAAGCGGCGCGGCGGCGGCGGUGGCCGAGGCGGCGGCGAUAGCGUCACCUUCCCAGGAGAGGUUGAGAAGAGAAGCGUGAGCGGCGGCGCCGACGAGCACCGAUGGGCCCACUGGAGCCGCGCUACCGUCCAGCCGGCGCCCCUGAGGACACAACUAAGAGAAGGGCCUCCAAAAGCAAAAGUUUCAAAGAUGUUGAAAAUUUUGAAGUUAUUGUCCUUGAAAAGAGCUGUGGUUGCAAGUUCAAAUCUUUGAGGAUCUUGCUCAUAGCUAUCAUUUCUGCAACAGUUCUUACGCUUGUGACUCCAACCUUAUACGAGCACCAAUUGCAGUCAGCCUCCCGGUAUGUAGAUGUCGGUUGGAUGUGGGACAAAACAAGUUCUGAUCCAAGAUAUGUAUCAUCUGUUGAUGUUCGGUGGGAGGAUGUAUAUAAAGCACUUGGAAAUCUAAGAAGUGGUAAUCAAAAUCUCAAAGUUGGACUAUUGAAUUUUAAUAGCACUGAGUAUGGCUCUUGGACACAAUUGCUCUCAGACAGCCAUGUUUCCAUUAUAAGACUUGAGCAUGCCAAGGACAGCAUUACUUGGCAAACACUGUAUCCUGAAUGGAUCGAUGAGGAGGAAGAAACAGAGAUACCCUCUUGCCCAUCACUUCCAGAGCCUGAUGUACGAAGAGAUGUACGCUUUGAUGUUAUUGCUGUAAAGCUUCCUUGUACCCAUGUGGCAGGUUGGUCAAGAGAUGUUGCACGGCUCCAUUUGCAGCUCUCAGCAGCAAAAUUGGCUGUGACAUCUUCGAAGCGCAACCACAAGGUCCAUGUUCUUUUUGUAACUGAGUGCUUUCCAAUCCCGAAUCUCUUCCCUUGCAAGAACCUUGUGAGACAUGAAGGCAAUGCUUGGCUAUAUAGCCCUGACUCAAAAGCAUUAAGGGAAAAGCUCAGGCUUCCAGUCGGAUCCUGUGAGCUUGCUGUUCCACUCAAAGCAAAAUCGAGACUUUUCUCAGUAGAUCGACGAAGAGAAGCAUAUGCAACAAUACUGCAUUCAGCGAGUGAAUAUGUCUGUGGUGCUAUCACAGCAGCUCAAAGCAUUCGUCAAGCAGGAUCAACCAGGGACCUAGUCAUCCUUGUUGAUGAGACCAUAAGCGAUCACCACCGGAGAGGCUUGGAAGCUGCAGGGUGGAAGGUCAGAAUAAUCCAAAGAAUCAGGAAUCCGAAAGCAGAGCGUGAUGCAUACAACGAGUGGAACUACAGCAAGUUCAGGCUGUGGCAGCUGACUGACUACGACAAGAUCAUCUUCAUAGAUGCAGACCUCCUCAUCCUGAGGAAUGUUGACUUCCUGUUUGCAAUGCCAGAGAUCACAGCAACUGGCAACAAUGCAACACUCUUCAACUCCGGUGUCAUGGUCAUAGAGCCUUCCAACUGCACAUUCCAGCUGCUGAUGGACCAUAUCAACGAGAUAACUUCAUACAAUGGCGGGGACCAGGGAUACCUGAAUGAGAUAUUCACCUGGUGGCACCGCAUCCCCAAGCACAUGAACUUUCUGAAGCACUUCUGGGAGGGCGACAGCCAGGCCAUGAAGGCGAAGAAGACUCAGCUGUUUGGCGCAGACCCACCAAUCCUCUAUGUUCUCCACUACCUUGGCCUGAAGCCAUGGUUGUGCUUCAAAGACUAUGACUGCAACUGGAACAACGCCGGAAUGCGUGAAUUUGCAAGCGACGUCGCACAUGCCCGAUGGUGGAAGGUGCACGACAAGAUGCCCCGGAAGCUCCAGUCCUACUGCCUGCUGAGGUCACGGCAGAAGGCCAGCCUGGAGUGGGACCGGAGGCAGGCUGAGAAGGCCAACUCUGAAGAUGGCCAUUGGCGCCGCAACAUCACGGACACCAGGCUGAAGACAUGCUUUGAGAAGUUCUGCUUCUGGGAGAGCAUGCUCUGGCAUUGGGGCGAGAACAAUAACAGGACGAAGAGCAUCCCCAUGGCAGUGAAGACGGCGAGCUUGGCAAGGUCAUGAUCUGUAGAAUACAAACACCCGAUAUUGCAACCAUACAUGCAUAGCAAUAGCUUGUAUAGGUAGCUAUGCUUAGGUCUUCGCUAUACAAAAUACACCACUCCCUGUUGCUGUCAUGGCUGCAGCUCUAUGUCGCUGCCAGCCUGCCUCGACGGCUAACAAUUCUUUUGGGUUGACUCUUGGCUGCUGAAAUAAGUUUCAGGUAAAUGUAAAGUUCCCUGCUGAAAUUAUGUGAGCGUGUGAGAAAUGAUUUGUGUACAGGGCGCCAAAUAAUAAUUGGUUAGUGCAUGGAACAUAUGACUAGUCUUACUCUUACAGUGUAUGACGACAGACUUGUAUAGCACAGCGCAUACGGAGAAUGCAAUGUGGAGGCAGUGCUAGACAUUCAAAACA